GUUGCGAACAUCUUAUUUUAUUUUAUCAUUUUUCAACAUUUUCACAAUGGCAUCCAGACCUGUAAAGAAAAGGAAGCUUACUCCCCCCGGAGAUUAUGAGCGCCCAUCUCGGAAGUCUGGUGCAAAGAUCCAGAAAGCAUUCUUAACUAAUGCGUCAAAUUGGGAUUUAGAGCAAGACUAUGAGACUAAAGCGAGGAAAGGGAAGAAAAAGGAGAAAGAGAGUACUCGACUUCCUCUAAAGCUCCCAGGUGGGCGUGUGCAGCAUAUAUCAGCGCCAGAAAGUAACUUCCAAGCUAUUGAAAGCGACGAGGAUUGGUUAGAUGGUGCCGAGGAUGUGUCUGAAGAUGAAGAAGCUAAAGAGAGCAAGGCUCCCGAAGAGCCUAAAAUACCCGAGCAUCAACAGAUCUUAGAAGCCAAAGAAGAGCUGGCUAAGAUAGCUCUAAUUCUUAACGAGACUCCUGAUGAAAAUACUGGCGCCUUCAAGGCCCUAGCCAAGAUUGGACAGUCCAGAAUUCCGACGAUACAGAAGCUUGCCUUGGCCACACAGCUCACAGUAUAUAAGGAUGUUAUCCCUGGCUAUCGAAUACGACCUGUGGCUGAGGAUGGACCAGAGGAGAAGCUUUCAAAGGACGUGAGAAAGUUGCGAACCUACGAGACAUGUCUCAUCUCGGGCUAUCAGGCAUACGUAAAGGAACUCACCAAACAUGCGAAGACUAGUCAUGCACAAGGCGUCGCGAGUGUUGCUAUCACUUGUGCUUGCAACCUGUUAACUGCCGUACCCCAUUUUAACUUCCGAUCCGACCUAGUCAAGAUACUAGUCGGGAAGCUAAGCACGAGGCGUGUCGAUGACGACUUCAAUAAGUGUCUCCAAGCACUUGAAACCCUAUUCGAAGAAGAUGAGGAGGGUCGCCCAUCCAUGGAAGCAGUCUCGCUUCUUUCCAAGAUGAUGAAAGCCAAAGAGUACCAAGUGAACGAGAGCGUUGUCAAUCUAUUCCUUCACCUCCAACUACUAUCAGACUUUUCGGGAAAGGGGUCGAAGGACUCCGUGGAACGUCCGGAUGACGGCCAUACUAGCAAAAAGCCAAAGUCGAAGUGGGAGUUCCGGACUAAGCGGCAGCGGAAACAGAUGAGAGAACAGAAGUCGCUGCAAAAGGAUAUGGCCACAGCCGACGCGCUUGUUCAGCACGAAGAACGGGAUCGCAUGGAGGGAGAAACCUUGAAACUCGUAUUUGGUACAUACUUCCGGAUCCUUAAGCUGCGAGUGCCGCAUCUCAUGGGCGCUGUCCUAGAGGGUCUAUCUAAAUACGCGCACUUAAUCAACCAGAACUUCUUCGGUGACCUCCUCGAGGCGCUGAAGGACCUUAUCCGGCAUAGCAAAGCGUCUGAGGAAGACGACGCGGAAGACAAAGAGGGAGGAGAUGCAGAAGACGACGACACGCCCGUCCGCAACCCCUCCCGCGAAGCCCUCCUCUGCACCACGACGGCAUUCGAAUUACUCGCGGGCCAGGACGCACAUAACGCUCGCGCGGACCUACAUCUCGACCUCUCCUUUUUCACAACACACCUCUACCAGACCCUCUACCCCCUUAGCCUGCAUCCCGACCUCGAGCUAGGCGCACGAUCCCUCCAUCUCCCCGACCCAGACAAGCCGCCCCAAGCCCGCGACAAGAGCCGGAAAUCCGGCAACAAAGUCAACCUACAGACGACCACCGUCCUACUAAUCCGCUGUCUAACAGCCGUCCUCCUGCCCCCCUGGAACGUGCGCUCGGUGCCCCCCGUCCGCCUAGCAGCUUUCGCAAAGCAGCUCGCGACAGCGGCCCUGCACAUGCCGGAGAAGUCGGCGCAGGCGCUCCUCGCGCUUCUCGCGGACGUGGCGGGGACGCACGGGCGUCGGAUAGCCGCGCUGUGGAACACGGAGGAGCGCAAGGGCGACGGCGCGUUCAACCCGCUGGCCGAUAGCGCCGAGGCGAGUAAUCCGUUUGCGGCGACGAUCUGGGAGGGGGAGAUGUUGCGGAGGCAUUAUUGUCCUGCUGUUAGACGGGGCGUGGGGAUUGUGGAGAAGAGUCUGAGUUUGGCGGAGAAGUAGAGUGG
Molecule: messenger RNA, 2091 nt
Organism: Daldinia vernicosa
Lineage: Eukaryota; Fungi; Ascomycota; Sordariomycetes; Xylariales; Hypoxylaceae
Product: nucleolar complex-associated protein 3
Exons: 1
Coding region: 47-2086 (679 amino acids)
Biological process (GO): DNA replication initiation
Cellular component (GO): nucleolus
Molecular function (GO): chromatin binding
Source: RefSeq, a predicted model, not a curated record